CUUCUCCGGGAAUCAUCAGAAAACAGAAAAGUCAAGCUGCUGCGGCGGCAACGGAUUUUCCUCUCUUUUCUAACCUUAAACCACCGUUUCUACAAUUGGAAUGAACUUCAAAGGUCCGUGAAGGAGGCACAGGCGCUCCGAGAAACCGCAAAGCGAAGGAAAAUGUACAAUACACGCUUGGGAUUGACAGACUCGAUUCAGAUCUCCCUAUCUGGAAAACUCUGACAGGAUCCCAUGAAAGUACAAAACUCUUACCAAUUGCAAAGGAUUACAAGUUCUCUAGGAUCUCCAACGAUGAUACUCUACCUGUGCUUUUUAUGUCUCAUCUCAGUAACGGGUGCAGUCCUGGAUAUAACGAUGAUCUCCAAUUCUGAGGCCCUCUCUGCUAAAGACUUCUUCAUGACCUGUGUGUCGGGGAAGCGGGACUCUCUGAACCUGCAGAUCAGGAAGGAUAACAACAUCAUCAAGUUGGCAAAUCAGCCCCGUUUCAGUGUGACCAGAACCAAUGACCAGGAGGUUAGAGCCACUGGAUUCAGACAAAUUGAGUACCAGGGCAUCUUUUACUGCACUGGCACCGGGGACUCAGAGCAUACAGAAGUGAUGCUCAUCAAUAACUACGGAGCACAAUUCAUACCAAAAGGCCUCACAAUUACUGUGAAUAAAGAUGAGACAGUGCAGCUGCCUGUGAAGGCUGUCAUCGACCGUAAAACAGACAUCAUGUGGAAAUUUAAUGGAAAUUACUACCAUAUAACACACUCAGCAGACAUCACCAAUGGUACAGCAGUUCUCAAAUUGGAUGAAGUGAAACUGAGCGAUAGUGGGGUCUAUAGUGCCUGCUAUAUGGGAGACAGCCCACUCUCCAGUGUCUAUUUCAGACUCAUUGUCAGAGCUUGUGCAGAGAAUAAGUGGGGCCCUGAAUGUGACCAGGACUGUCCUGAGUGUCUAAAUGGGGGUAUCUGUCAUGACAAGGAAGGCGACUGCAUCUGUCCUCCAGGAUUUAUGGGGACACGCUGUGAGACAGCCUGCCGUGAGGGAAGGUAUGGGCGAAACUGUCAGCAGGCGUGCAAUGCAGAGAGGGGAUGCAAGGGCCUGACCUUCUGCCAGCCAGACCCCUACGGCUGCUCCUGUGCCAGUGGGUGGCAGGGUCCAAAGUGUAACACAGCCUGUGAUGAGGACUACUAUGGCGCUGGCUGUCAGCUGAGAUGCAACUGCAAGAAUGGAGGGACCUGCAAUCGAUUCAGUGGCUGCCAGUGUCCCACAGGGUGGCGAGGGCAACAUUGUGACAAGUCAGAUCACGCACCCCAGAUUUUGGACCUUAUGAGCAACUUGGAUUGGAACAUGAACUCCAGUCCAAAGAUCACCUGCUCAGCCACUGGGAACCCCCUGCCAAGCCACAGCAGCAUUGAGCUACGUAAGCUGGAUGGCACCAUCCUGAAGGCCACCCGCACCACUAUGGAUUCUGACAAGAGCACAGCGCUCUUUGAGAUUCCUCGGCUCAGUAAGGACCAUGGGGGGCUCUGGGAGUGUCGAGUCUCCACAAACGGGGGCCAGGACUCCCGCAAGUUCAACCUGACCGUGAAAGAGCCACCCUGCCCUUUGACUCCACCAAAACUUCUGGAGAGGAGAAGCAAACAGCUGAUUCUGCAGCCUGUGGAUGCCUUCAAAGGAGAUGGUCCUAUCAUUUCCACCAAGAUCCUUUACAAACCAAUGGAAAGUGAGGCCCUCUGGUCCUCCAUCAUUGUUGAAAGCCGUGAGCCCAUCACAUUGAUGAACCUGAAGCCCUCCACCAGAUAUCAAGUUCGAGUCCAGCUUACUCGUCCUGGGGAGCAAGGUGAGGGCACUGAAGGACCUGAGGCCAUUGUGGAAACGGACUGUCCAGAGCCCACGCUGAGCCCGGUGAUUGAUUUCAUCUCGGUGGAAGGUCGUAACGUGACAGUGCGGUGGGUUUUGCCUGGGAACCCCGGUAUGGCCAGUGGCUAUUUAGCGAUACUCUACGGACCCUCCCAGGAGAAGCUGUGGCAAGAGACCACCUCGCUCAAUGUGCUCUCCACCACAUUCCACAACCUGGAGUACCACCGCGACUACCAAGUGGUUGUCACGCUGGUCAACUGUGGCAGUUGGGGGCCGCCUUCCAAGCCGUUACCCUUCCGAGUCAACAGCCAGGGACCAUCCUCCCCAAGAAAUGUCCAGGCGGAAAUCCUCCCCGCCAACACUGUCCGGCUGAAGUGGGAGCCCCCCCUGGAUCCCAACGGUGGCAUUGUCAAGUACAUCAUCGAGUAUCAGCUGGCGGGUAAGAGCCAGUGGGUGGACAUCGACGAUGGCAACAAGACCACCCAGGACAUCAGAGCUCUCAAUGGCAGUACCCUCUACCAGUUCCGGGUCCGCGCUGUCUCCAAGGUCCCGGGUCAGUGGAGCAAAUUUGUCAGUGUCUGGACACAGGGGGAUGGUCCGCCCAGUUUCACCCCAACGACACAGGAAGUUGGAGCUCGGCCAGUGGUGGAAGGUUACCAGCUGCUCCUGGCUGUGGUGGGCUCGGUGUCCGUCACUUGCAUGACAAUUCUUCUGGCCUUACUGGGGCUCUUCUGCAUCCGCAAGAACCUCUUACAUCGGCGCAGGACCUUCACCUAUCAGUCAGGGUCGGGCGAGGAGACUAUCCUCCAGUUUAAUUCGGGAACCCUGACGCUAACCCGCAGACCCAAGCCACAACCAGAACCCUUGUCAUAUCCCAUCUUAGAGUGGGAGGACAUCAAAUUUGAGGAUGUCAUUGGGGAGGGCAACUUCGGACAGGUCAUAAAGGCCAUGGUCAAAAAGGAUGGUAACAAAAUGAGUGCUGCGGUCAAGAUGCUGAAAGAAUUUGCCUCUGAAAAUGACCACAGGGACUUUGCUGGAGAGCUGGAGGUUCUUUGUAAGCUGGGUCACCACCCUAACAUCAUCAACCUGAUAGGAGCCUGUGAAAACAGAGGGUACCUGUACAUUGCGAUAGAAUACGCCCCCUAUGGGAACUUGCUGGACUUCCUGAGGAAGAGCAGGGUCCUGGAGACAGACCCUGCCUUUGCCAAAGAGCAUGGCACCGCCUCCACCCUCACCUCCCAGCAGCUCCUGCAGUUUGCUGUCGACGUGGCAACCGGCAUGCACUACCUCAGCGAGAAGCAGUUCAUUCACAGGGAUCUAGCAGCAAGGAAUGUCCUUGUAGGUGAAAAUCUGACAGCUAAAAUUGCAGACUUUGGACUAUCCAGAGGGGAGGAAGUUUACGUGAAGAAGACCAUGGGUAGAUUACCAGUACGAUGGAUGGCAAUUGAGUCAUUAAACUACAGUGUCUACACAACAAAGAGUGAUGUCUGGUCUUUUGGAGUGCUUCUAUGGGAGAUUGUCAGUUUAGGUGGAACUCCUUACUGUGGAAUGACCUGCGCAGAGCUCUAUGAGAAGUUACCGCAGGGAUAUAGGAUGGAGAAACCCAGGAACUGUGAUGAUGAGGUGUAUGAGAUGAUGAGACAGUGCUGGAGGGACCGACCGUACGAGCGACCCACCUUUGCUCAGAUUUCUGUACAGCUCAACCGAAUGCAGGAAGCCAGAAAGGCCUACGUGAACAUGGCUCUGUUUGAGAACUUCACCUAUGCUGGAAUAGAUGCCACUGCCGAGGAAGCAUGACAUAAUCUUAGCCCUCUUUCCAGAUGCUGGUAGGUUUUGUAGCCUUGCAGCAUGAAACCUGAGAAGGAAAUUGCACUGCAGCUCAACUGCCAAACCUCUGGAAUUAAGACUCCUUAUAAACCACAAGGACACUUUGGUAAAACAGUGAGAGGACACUGAAAGCAGGGAAAAAUGCCUUUUUGACUUUAAAAUCCAUGACAUGGACUUCUCAAGAGUGGCUCUACAGAGAAAUCUGAAACCAGUUUGAGUUUGACUGUGCUUCGUUUUUGCCUCUAAUGAAGAAGAGGUGCAAAAGUGACAUCUCUACACUCACC
Messenger RNA from Lepisosteus oculatus (spotted gar), 3962 nucleotides. It is a transcript of the gene tie1, whose product is annotated as tyrosine kinase with immunoglobulin-like and EGF-like domains 1. NCBI's taxonomy places the organism in Eukaryota, Metazoa, Chordata, Actinopteri, Semionotiformes, Lepisosteidae. The record is from RefSeq and is a predicted model, not a curated record. Gene Ontology annotation, molecular function: transmembrane receptor protein tyrosine kinase activity; ATP binding; protein binding. Gene Ontology annotation, biological process: positive regulation of kinase activity; positive regulation of angiogenesis; cell surface receptor protein tyrosine kinase signaling pathway. Gene Ontology annotation, cellular component: plasma membrane; signaling receptor complex.